Messenger RNA from Plasmodium vinckei vinckei, 1881 nucleotides. RefSeq names its product conserved Plasmodium protein, unknown function. The coding region runs from base 1 to 1881 and encodes 626 amino acids. The transcript has a single exon. NCBI's taxonomy places the organism in Eukaryota, Apicomplexa, Aconoidasida, Haemosporida, Plasmodiidae. The record is from RefSeq and is a predicted model, not a curated record.
AUGAUAAUGAAUUCAUAUGAGCAACACAAAUGGGUAGUUAAAAAAAUGAGUGAACUAAAAGAAAGAUAUAAUAUAGGAAGAUACUUAAAAUUCAAAAAUAACAUAAGAUAUAUAAAUACAAUAAAAGGAUAUAAAAACGUAUCAUAUAUGUAUUUAUUUUUUAUAUUUACUUUUUUUUCAGUAAAAUAUUUAUUUUUUUUUGUAAUUUUUUUCCUAUUUUAUAAAUAUGUAUUAUAUAAUUUUGUUUUUUUUUUAUACAAGCAAAAUUUGAAAAUAUUUAAUGUUGUAUUAAAACAACUAUCUAUAUGUGAAUAUGGAAAUAUAGUAACAUUAGAUCAAAAUCAUAUAAUUAUUGAUGAAAUAUAUUCUAAAAUAUAUAAAAUAAUCAAUUCUAUAUUAUAUAUACAUUUUUAUUUUAUGAAAAAUCCAUUUUCAUAUUUUUUCCAUCACAGUUCUAUAUCAGUUGAUCAAUUAGUUGUAAGUUGCAAAGACAAAAAUGAAAGACUAAAUAAAUCGAAAGGAAAUAAUUUAAAACGUUUAUAUCUUUUGAAAGAUAUAUAUUUUAAUAUAUAUAUUAUGCUUUAUCAACUAAAACCAAACAAAUCUAAUUCUUGGGAAGAAAAUGAAAAAGAAAAUGUUUAUAAAAACAUUAGACAAAUAUUCAAAGUUAAAUAUAAAAAUGACUAUAAAAUGAUGAAAACAAAUAGUAAUGAUUAUAUAUAUAUAUUUUUUUUAUACACACAAAAAUUGGGGUUUAUAAUAAUAAAGCGUUUAUUUUGUUUUUUUCACUUUUUUAUAUUUUCAAUCAUAUUUAUAUGGUAUUUAUUAAAAAGCUAUUUAUUUUUAUUAUUCUACAAAAAAGUUAUUAAAAAAAAUAAUAAAUUAAUAUGCUUACAAAAUCAUGAGUAUAUUGGCUCAAUAAACAUUUCACAAACAAAUAAAGAAGUAGCAACAUUAUUAAUUGACUCUUUAAUAUUAUUAAAAAGUGAAAUACAAAAUGAUGAACAAGCAAAUAUAAUUUAUGAGUCUGUACACAAAAAGUUAUAUGACUCCAUAAAUUUAGUCAAAGACACCAAAAAGGUAAUAGAAAAUGAAAUGAAAAAAGGGAAGGAAGUUAAAUCAAAAAAAAUAGAGAAAGUAGUUGAAAAUAUUCCAAUUACGGAACAUGUUGAUGAUCAAAGUAACAAAUUGAAUAAUUCACCACCAGUGAUUGACAACGAAGUUUACAAAACAAGUGAUUCAUCAUAUUAUCAUAUAUAUUAUUGUGUAAAUAAAGAAAUUGAAACAAAAAAUUCAUAUAUAAAUAAUGACAGUGGAAAAAAUAUAUCAACACAUUUUAACAAAUAUAAUGAACAUAAUGAAAAGCCUGAAAGUAAUACUAACCCAUCGAUUAUACAAAAUCAGCAUGAACAUAUUAUUACUUAUAAAAAUUGUUUAGAUAAAAAAUAUGAUGAAAAUUAUAAAUUAAUGUGUGUACAAAAUAUGGUUAAUGAAUUAAAAGAUAAAUAUAAAAAACAAAAAAAUAAAGAAUAUAUAUAUGUAGAAAAAAAAUUAUACUAUGAUGAUAAAUGUAACGAUUUCUCCAUAAAGCAUAUAUCAUCAAAUGAUGCCAUCUUAUCAAGCAAUACGGAAAACAUAUAUCAGUUUGAAAAUAAAAAUAAUGACUACAACAAGUGUAAUAUGGAUAUAUACACUAAUACAAAAUAUGCUACACCAAACAAUACGGAAAACGUAUAUCAGUUUGAAAAUAAAAAUAACGGCCAUAAUGACAAUAAUGAAAGUUCAAACCCCAGUUUGCUAACCCCCAUAAAGGACCCUAAAUCUUUUCGGAACAAAAUUACUAUGUCACUAAAACAGCGAGGUGGCAAUCUCAGGAAUUAA